AUGGUGUAUGUUCUAAUCACUCCUAAGCCGUUUGCAAAUAAGAAUGAGACAAUCGCUCAAAGUCAGGCAAGAAUCAAAUGGGAACAAGAUGACUACAUCUGCAAGAGACACAUUUGCAAUGCAAUGUCUGAUACAUUGUUUGACGCUUACCAGGACAAAGCAACCGUCAAGGAUUUGUGGGAUGCACUUAAGGCUAAGUAUUUUUUAGAAGAUGCUAAAAGUAAGAAAUUUCUGGAGACCAAAAUUUUCAGUUAUAAAAUGGUAGAUUCUAGGCCUAUUGUUGAACAAUUCAAUGAAAUUAUGCAUAUUCUUGAUCAAUUCACUCAACACAAUAUGAAAAUGGAUGAUUCUAUAUCAGUUUCAUCCAUUAUCGAUAAACUCCCUCCAUCAUGGAAAGGCUACAAAAGAAGUCUGAAGCAUAGAAAGGAGGAAAUGUCUUUAGAAGAUCUAAGCCAACAUCUUCAUAUAGAAGAGCAAAUAAGGCUUAGAGAUGAUAAGGAAGAGCAUGAGUCUUUGACCUCCAUUAUGCAUAUGAUAGAGGAAGGAAAGACCCACCAACCCAAACAACCAAGAGAUAACUCCUGGUGGAUUGAUUCAAGAGCAACAAAGCAUGUCUGUAAAGACAAGAGUUUAUUCAACAGGAUUCCCGAGUUAUGCAUGAGACGUAUUCGAAGCUUGAAUUUAUUACCUUCUGACCCUGAAAUUUGA
Messenger RNA from Carya illinoinensis, 708 nucleotides. RefSeq lists its product as uncharacterized. The record is from RefSeq and is a predicted model, not a curated record. The transcript has 3 exons. Bases 1 to 708 code for a protein of 235 amino acids. NCBI's taxonomy places the organism in Eukaryota, Viridiplantae, Streptophyta, Magnoliopsida, Fagales, Juglandaceae.